AUGGCAGCCGCACCUCAAUCGUUCUACGAGCUUUAUCGCCGUAGCAGCAUCGGUCUUGCGCUGACGGACAUGCUCGAUGACCUCAUCAGCGAGGAGCGCAUCCAUCCCCAGUUGGCGAUGAAGAUCCUGGCAAACUUCGAUCAGGCUAUAACAGAGGCCCUGCAGAAGAGCGUUAAGGCUCGUCUCACCUUCAAAGGAAGCUUGAGCACCUACCGUUUCUGCGACGAAGUCUGGACGUUUCUUAUCAAGAACGUGCAAUUCAAGCUCGAUAAUGGUGGGCAGAUUGUCACAGCCGACAAGGUCAAAAUCGUCAGCUGCAACGCCAAGAAGCCUGGCGAAGGGCCUUGA
Messenger RNA from Colletotrichum higginsianum IMI 349063, 348 nucleotides. Its product is annotated as Transcription initiation factor IIA subunit 2. The coding region runs from base 1 to 348 and encodes 115 amino acids. Gene Ontology annotation, biological process: RNA polymerase II preinitiation complex assembly; transcription initiation at RNA polymerase II promoter. Lineage: Eukaryota; Fungi; Ascomycota; Sordariomycetes; Glomerellales; Glomerellaceae. The transcript has 3 exons. Gene Ontology annotation, cellular component: transcription factor TFIIA complex. Gene Ontology annotation, molecular function: TBP-class protein binding; RNA polymerase II general transcription initiation factor activity. The record is from RefSeq and is a predicted model, not a curated record.